CAAAAGAAGAAUAAACACCAAACCAAAUCAAAUGCGUCGGCGAGCUGCCCCGUGCACCCGCACGGCUCCGCGCAAUCGAGGCACACCCCGCGCGCCGCUCGUCGUCACGCACAUAGGCAUGGUGUGUUGACCGUCGCGAGCGCCUCCAUUCGCGUGACCACGCCGCUCUCCGGCUUGCACGCCACGAACCGCAUGCCACCCACGCGCGCCGAGGCUCACCCCAGCGACGGGCAUAUCGAUGAGCUUCCGUGCGUCCAUCGUCAACCACGUUGGGCGGCUGAAGGCACCCUGCCCCAUGUUGUGAUACAUGCACACGAGGUUCUCAUCUUGGAAUAGCAGCGUGCAGUGUCGGGCGAAGACUAGAAGGAAGACAAAGAAAACAGAGCAAGAUAGAAUGAAGAUGCUGAUAAAUGAGGCCAUCACAGGCUUAUGCGAACCGACGAGCACCAUUCUCCCAAAGAGCAUGGCGAUUGCAGACUUGGGCUGCUCCUCAGGCCCGAACGCGCUAACGCUUGUCUCGGCUGCUCUCGAUGCUAUCCACCAUCACUGUGCACAGCAGCAACAGCCACCGCCAGAGGUGUGCGUCUUCUUGAACGAUUUGCCCAGCAACGAUUUUAACUCCGUCGCGAAAAGCUUGGCGACUCUGAAGCACAGCCAUGGCGAUCUAGACGAUCCGGUUGUGAUCACCGGAAUCGGAAUGAUACCUGGGUCAUUCUACGAGAGGCUAUUCCCCUGUGGCUCUCUGCAUUUUGUUUGCUCGUCGAACAGCUUGCACUGGCUAUCAAAGGCUCCAGAUGAUCUUAAGGAGGGUAAAAUACCUAUGUAUGACAUGGUUGAACAUCUUAGGGUGUCGAGGCGUGCAGCUGUUAGGGAUGCUUAUGCUCGCCAGUUCAGGAAGGAUUUCACGCAGUUCUUGAGCUUGAGGGCUCAAGAAUUGGUGACGGGAGGCCGGAUGGUUAUCUCCUUGUAUGGCCGGUGCUCGGAAAACCCUAUCUCAAGAUCCAAUCAGGCAUGGCAGGUGGUAGCAGUAGCUUUGAAUGACAUGGCAUCCAGGGGUAUCAUUGACAAAGAAAAGCUCGAUUCCUUCUACAUACCACUCUACGCACCUUUGGAGAACGAGGUGAACGAAAUCAUUGAGGAUGAGGGUUCAUUUGAAAUCAACAAGAUGCUAGUGCGAAAUCCAUUCAGCGGCAUGGACGACGCCACGGUCAGUCCAAAGAUGAUAGCAUUAUCGAUAAGAGCAGUAUUCGAGUCAACGGUUGUUCUGCAUUUUGGAUCAUCAGAAGAAAUUAUGGAUGAGUUUGCCAAAACGGUUGAGCAGAAGUUGAGCUCUGGAUCAGCCUGGCGAGCCGUACUUGCUGCCGAGUACCCUCUCGUUUUGUUGUGUCUUUCACUCACAAGAGUGAUCUGAUAUCUUGUUGUGCUUCUUUUCUUUAUGUCAUGUGUGGAACACUGCCCCCAUCUUAAAUGUUUUGUUUAGUCACAUAUAUACUUAUCAAAUAAAAGCCUUUUUCCGGGCUUUCUCAGGAGCAUAUUAAUCAA
Molecule: messenger RNA, 1542 nt
Organism: Oryza sativa Japonica Group (Japanese rice)
Lineage: Eukaryota; Viridiplantae; Streptophyta; Magnoliopsida; Poales; Poaceae
Product: probable methyltransferase TCM_000336
Biological process (GO): methylation
Molecular function (GO): S-adenosylmethionine-dependent methyltransferase activity
Source: RefSeq, a predicted model, not a curated record